This is a messenger RNA of Temnothorax curvispinosus, 2625 nucleotides long. RefSeq lists its product as uncharacterized. NCBI's taxonomy places the organism in Eukaryota, Metazoa, Arthropoda, Insecta, Hymenoptera, Formicidae. Gene Ontology annotation, biological process: detection of chemical stimulus involved in sensory perception of smell; sensory perception of smell. The coding region runs from base 1328 to 2515 and encodes 395 amino acids. Gene Ontology annotation, molecular function: odorant binding; olfactory receptor activity. The record is from RefSeq and is a predicted model, not a curated record. The transcript is spliced from 12 exons. Gene Ontology annotation, cellular component: plasma membrane.
AUCGUAGUUGAUAUUUUUGUAUAUGUGUUUUUAUUUAAUUAUGCUGGACAAGAAUUUAUGGAUCAUAAUGACCACAUAUUUUCCACUGCAUACAAUGUUCGAUGGUAUGUAACACCAUUACACGUACAGAAGCUAAUAUUAUUCCUCUUGCAAAGGGGUAGCAAGACUGUCAGUCUUAAUUUUGGCAUAAUGUUCGUGUUGUCCUUAGAAUUAUUUGCAGCGUUAACGAAGGCAUCGAUAUCUUAUUUUACCGUUAUGUGUUCGAUGCAAUAGCAAAAAUUUUUGAUCCAACAACUGCAGUUGUAUAAACGUAUUGCAAUUUGCGGUGAUAUAGACGUAAGUAGAGAGAAGUAUUAGUUCAUUUUUAUAUUAAAUCGAUUAUACCUACAAAACCUGGAUUAUAUCUUUCACCUUUGAAUACCUAAUAUUAAUUUUAAUGAGAAGAUUUUUAACGUUUUUUUUUGUCUAAGCAAGUAAAAUAUCAGCCACAUGAAUAUUGCAUAGACAAAAUAAUACAUACCAUUAACAAAACAUUGAUGUCGUCAUAUUAGUUUGUUGUACUAUUUUAAUAGUCACAAAUCCACGUGGUACGUUGCUUAAGUCUCGAUAAUCUCUAUCUACUUCUUGCUUAAAAGGUUUCGUUAUUAUGCAAUAUAAUAAGAGAUGUAACAGGUGAACGUGUAAUAUUUAUAUACAAUACAUUUAGAAGAGAAGCUGAAAUAAGAAUAAACAGAAUAUGUUCUUUAUGUUCGGACGAAUAGAUAAUUUUUGAGUAAUUUAGUACUAGAAGUAUAAAGAACUCUUUAUACUUCCGGUACCUAUAAGAAGCUCGAAGAGCUACAUUUCGUAUAUUUUUCUUGGUGAUACUCAUGUAUGUACAGUUAACACGACACAUACAUAAGAUGAAUGAAUCGACAUGGUUCGUAAAGAAGAAACGUAUCAUACGAAUGUAUACUAUAGAAUAAAACGCAUGAAAUUGCCACGAUGAGAAAAAAUAACUGCGCUGAAAUUCGAUGAAGAAGUGUUGUGCAAAUAUUCUCUUUACGCGGCGGGAAGUAUAAAGCAUCAGUUGAAUUUCCCUCGACGUUGUAUCGAUCGGUUGCUUAAUCACCCGUUUUUUUUCCGUGCAAAAACAUCAAACUGCGAGUGUUCCAACUUUACGGUAGCAAUUUGUCUAUUAUCUUACAUUAUACUUAUGCCGAAUUCAGCAAUUUAGAAUUUAUGUUAAAUAAAAAAAAACAUAAUAUUCUCGAUAUUCGAGAGAGUGGAAUAUGCGACGUUUCUUCGACGUUUUCGCGGUCAAACGCGUACUGUUUCUCGCAGAGUGAUGAUCUCCAUCAAGACUCAGCAUUUUAGAUUCAAUCGGAUUCUUCUGCUCUCAAUUGGCUUAUGGCCUUAUGAACGAACAAGACUCGUUCAAUUUCAGAUAACUUUGUUUUUUGGUGUCGUCAUUAGCAGUGUUAUAUACCAGUUCGCACCACUUGUGUUUAUAAAGUGCACUCCAGGUCUUGUUAUCGAUGUUCUCUCUAUCGCAUUGUUUUCUGGUACGUUUGCGAUUUCUUAUCAAGUUUUUUGGAUUAAGGUUCAUGCUAUGAAGUCGUUAAUGGAUGAACUUCAGCAUAUUUGUAACGAUCUAAAGGAUAAGAACGAGAUUGCUAUUAUAACAAAAUAUGGAAACAUUGCAAAACGUCUUACGGCUAUAAUUACGUUGUUUCAUGUGGGCAACAUAAGUACUAUUUCGUUACUAACGGUUUCACUGUAUCUUCUUGAUGCUGUAUUGCUCGUAGAGAAGUCUGAAUUACGUCGCAUUUUCCAAAGAGCUAUACCUAAAUUCUUCAUUGGCCGAGAAAAAUAUACGUAUUCGGUAUUUCUGUAUUAUUUGGGAACUGCUUGUAUAGGAGGUACUGUAUUGCUAGGAACGGGAAUGAUGAUUGUAACAUACUCCAAACAUGCCUGUGGAAUAUUUAGAAUCGCCAGUUACCGUAUCGAGAAAGCAAUGAUGGUAAAUAUGGAAAAUAUUAGCCUGGAAAAUGAGAUUAUAAUUCGUAAGGAAAUAAUUCUUGCCGUAGAUAUUCAUCGCAAAGCUGUCCAGUUCACUACGCUUUUGUUUUCCACCUUUAAUGGAUUAAUAUUUUUUUUGAUAAUAAUUAAUGUGAUUUGUUUGAGCUUCAAUCUUUAUAGAAUAUCUGAAACCAUGUCACGAGAGGGCGAUAUCGGACAAUGUUGUAUUCAUUUUAUAAUUACGGUUGCAAUUUUUGUAUAUUUGUUUCUAGCCAAUUAUGUUGGACAAGAACUUACCGAUUACAAUAAUCACGUAUUUUUUACCGCAUACAAUGUUCGGUGGUACGUAACACCUUUGCACGUACAAAGGUUGAUACUAUUUCUUUUGCAAAAUGGCAGCAAAACUUUUCGCGUGUCUCUUGGUGGACUGUUGUCACUUUCCAUCGAACUUUUUGCCACGUUAACAAAGACAUCGUUAUCCUACUUCACCGUUGUAUAUUCUAUGCAACAGUGACGUGAAAAUAUAUCAUUUUACAGCGUAUUACAAUUUGUAGUAGAAUAGGUAAGGUUAAAAAUAAGUAAACAUGUGGUAAUAUAAAAUGUCAGUUGUAUAUGUACAAUAAA